AUGAUUGCUCUUCCAGGAAAGUAUACGAUUGUAGGAGCAAUCAUGUUAAUCCGACGAAGACCUUCACAUUUUAUUGCAACGAAGACUUGUCUCACAUUUGUUCCCAAAUCUAAAACCAUGAACAUGGUUGUUUCCUUUUUCCUUUGCAAAACGCCUACUCCUCGUCGUCCGAAGACAUAUCGGUUGCCUGAUGAUCAGGCAUUGAAAGUUUGCUCUUACAUGCUUCAGGAUCUGGCCCAUUGA
This is a messenger RNA of Prunus armeniaca (apricot), 243 nucleotides long. The record is from the annotation of a GenBank genome assembly. NCBI's taxonomy places the organism in Eukaryota, Viridiplantae, Streptophyta, Magnoliopsida, Rosales, Rosaceae.